Molecule: messenger RNA, 6809 nt
Organism: Pygocentrus nattereri (red-bellied piranha)
Lineage: Eukaryota; Metazoa; Chordata; Actinopteri; Characiformes; Serrasalmidae
Gene: map3k3
Product: mitogen-activated protein kinase kinase kinase 3
Exons: 18
Coding region: 1549-3411 (620 amino acids)
Biological process (GO): protein phosphorylation
Molecular function (GO): ATP binding; protein kinase activity; protein binding
Source: RefSeq, a predicted model, not a curated record
CGAGUCGAACAUCGGUAGUAACGACAUUAGUGCUACUUAAGAUGCGUGAAAUGGAUGUUAGUGGACAGUACGCGGGGUCUAUCUGCCUAAUACCGGCUAUUAAACGAACUGGACAACUCUAAUUGACCUAUUCGUCGGGGUUUUCUUUAAACUUUUCUGUCGUUUUUUGAAGGAAGCAAACGUUUGUGUUCCGGUGACGAAUCGCUCUUUUUCUGUCAGGAAACUCGCAGCGUUAAAGAUUCAGUUUCAGGCUUUGGUGUCUUAAAAAAACGUAGCGUUAAUAUUCGCUUUACGGUUUCGGCCUUAAGGUUAUUGUUGUUUUGUGCAACUGAACGUUGUGUAGCCUGAGAAAGGCGCAUUUUGUGUUGCUUUUCUGAGUUUUUGCCGUGUAAAGCCAUCAGCGCAAAACAACGGAAAAGAGCUUUGGCUAAUCGAGCUUCAACUAACAUUAGCCGUUGGAUGCGGCUACGUUAGCUAGUUAACUCUCAUUUUGUCAAAACAACGAAAAGGUCGAGGUUUUCCGGUCAGGUUUUUCGUUUUUAGGACAUAUAAAGACUUGUUUUUCACCUCCAUACGUGCACACUUAUCAUCAUCUAUCACACAAAAUAACAGUUCUUCAUAACAGAGCUUCUCGUCACGAUGUGUUAAGUUUUCCGUAACGUAUUUUUUGACGUUACUUCGUUAGCCUACAGGAUCGGAGCUAACGGACUUUUCUGCGUUUGACUGAGGAAAAGAAGGACUAAAUUCCUGCUGAAGUCAACCGGCCCUAACGGACGGAGCGAGGGAGCAAAAAUCUGCAAACUUAGCAGGAAAAGAAGCCAUCAGAUUCGCGGAAAUCGCUUCGUCUCCCUUUCCCUCCCCUCCCCUCUUAACUUCGCUUCAGUUUCAAAUGGAUUUUUACACAAAAGCUGCAGCAUCAGCCACUGGCUUCGUGAUUCAUUGCCGAUUCCUGUUUUCCACAUGCAAGUAACGGCAUGCCUUCUGCUAUCAACACUUUUCUGCACAGUAUGCAGUUUGAAAGUUGAAGAGGGAGAGAUUUAGCAGCAGCGGACCUAAAUGUGAGUUUGUGCACAGCUACAAUGAGAAGACGAAGGUGGCUUCCGUGCUUCAUCAAAGUGCUGGACCAAGUGCAUGUAGCUGGGGAAGCUUCCUGUACUGUCACAGUAUGAAGUGACAGUGGGCCUCUAGGAAAGACCACAACUGUCCACUUCUGCUUUCUUUCUCUGGACUUAAUCUCUCUCCAUGGUGGUGCGGGACGCUUUGGGCCUAAGUGGCUGCCCCCAGGGGCCCAGGCCCUGGGUAGCAGUUUAGCGAUGGCACAGUUGCUUUGCCUACUUUACUCCAGGUGCAGAGAAGCUGGAUUUCUGGGGACAACAUUGCUGAACUAAGGCAGUUUCCAGUUAUUCAUACUUUUUUGAGAAGCUCAAGGGAAAAAGUCGAGGAAGGAACACUGCACUACCAAUUGAGGCUAUUGAUGGGUGGUGCUAGAAGACUAAGUGUGUGAAGACUCCAGAUCUGAAUCAGAAAAGGGAAGCACACGCCGCAAAUAUGAAUGAGAGACAGGCUCUCCAUUCUAUAAUGAAGGACCUGGUGGCCCUGCAGAUGACCAGGCGGCAACCCAUGUCGACUUACGACACAGCCAAAGCCAAGCCUGUUAACACUGCCAGCACGACCAACAGACAGGAUGACGUUAGAAUUAAAUUUGAGUUCAGUGGAGAGAGAAGGAUACUUAUGUUUGGUCGGCCUGUGCAGUUUGAAGAAGUCCAGCAAAAGGUCAAGACUGCCUUUGGACAGCAGCUAGACCUGCACUAUAUCAAUAAUGAGAUGUCCAUUCCCCUACGAGGUCAGGAUGACUUGGACAAGGCCAUUGAUCUUCUGGACCGCAGCUCUAACAUGAAGAGCAUAAAGAUCCUGCUAAUGACUCAGGAGCACAGUAAUGUGUCUUCACCUUCUCAUCACUCUGGGUGUAAGCAGGUGCGAAUUAAAGCUUCACAGUCAACAGGAGAUGUGAGCACAGGUUAUCAGUCUUCAGAGCCCCGGGGACGCCACCCAUCCACCAGCUCACAGAAUACUGGGCGAAGCUCUCCACCUCCUGGUUACGUUCCGGAGCGUCAGCAGCGAAUUGCGCGCCAGGGAUCCUAUACCAGCAUUAACAGUGAGGGAGAAUUUAUACCCGAGACCAGCGACCAGUUAGUCCUUGAUCCAUGGAGCAGUGCAGAGAACUCAGUGUCUGGGAGCUGCCAGUCACUUGAUAGCAACUCAGACAGUCCCUCACUCAGAAAGUCUCGCAUGCACAGGGCCAGGAGUUAUCCUGACAACAGGCAGGACUGCACAGACCGGGAAAACCAUGUAUAUGACAAGGUUGUUGGGAAAGGAGGAACAUACCCAAGGAGAUACCAUGUUUCCCUGCAUCACAAAGACCACAGUGAGGGUCGCCGCACAUUUCCAAGGAUACGUCGCCCCCAGGGGAACCUAUUCACACUAGUGCCGUCCCGCCGAUCUCUCAAUGGCAGCGAGGAAAGUCUCGGCACCUGGCAGCUGGUGGAUACUCAGUCCAGGCUUCGUCCACAGGACCGCCCAGUUCCACACAAGUCCCCCACGGCACCAGUGACAUGGCGGAGGGGGAAAUUGUUGGGGCAGGGAGCAUUUGGUAGAGUUUAUCUCUGCUAUGACGUUGACACAGGCCGGGAACUGGCUGCCAAACAGGUCCAGUUUGACCCAGCAAGCCCUGAGACCAGCAAGGAGGUCAGCACUCUGGAGUGCGAGAUUCAGCUGUUAAAAAAUCUUCAUCACGAGCGCAUUGUGCAGUACUACGGUUGCCUUAGAGACCACAACGAAAAGACUCUAACUAUCUUCAUGGAGUACAUGCCUGGGGGUUCCGUCAAAGACCAGCUGAAGGCCUACGGGGCACUGACUGAGAACGUGACACGCAAGUACACCAGACAGAUCCUGGAGGGCAUGUCCUACCUGCACAGCAACAUGAUUGUCCAUAGAGACAUCAAAGGCGCCAACAUCCUGAGAGAUUCUGCAGGAAAUGUGAAGCUUGGAGACUUCGGGGCCAGCAAGCGCCUGCAGACCAUCUGUAUGUCCAGUACAGGCAUCCGCUCAGUCACUGGGACACCUUAUUGGAUGAGUCCAGAGGUCAUUAGUGGGGACGGUUAUGGCCGCAAAGCUGAUGUCUGGAGCCUCGGCUGCACCGUGGUGGAAAUGCUGACGGAGAAGCCCCCUUGGGCGGAAUACGAGGCCAUGGCGGCCAUUUUUAAAAUAGCCACUCAGCCGACUAAUCCUGUGCUGCCCUCCCACAUCUCGGAACAGACUCGAGAUUUCAUCCGCCGCAUCUUUGUGGAGGCCAAGCACAGGCCCAGUGCGGAGGAGUUGCUCAGACACCCCUUCUCCCAAAUCCUCUGCUGAAGAACCCACUCUGCCUAAGGCCUUAAAAAAAAAAAACGGACAUCUGGGCCAUAGUCACUUUGACAACCAGUAGCUCGUGUGUGGUGUACUGCCCGGCCCAAAGACUCAAGUGAUGAUCACAAAGCACAAUUCCAAAGGCAGUCUACACUCCAUUUUGAAUAGAAUGUGUGAACUGCCACCAUGCAGUCAGCAGCUAACAUUCAGUUCUCAAAUCUGGCUGUAGAAGACAGUCUUUCAGUGCUGGCUCUAAAACAGCAGGGGGUGACAAAGGACACUUGAGUGCUGCAGCACGCACUUCUUUCUAAGAAAUUCAGUGCAACAGUAGGUAUUGACAAAACAGUCGAUUGCCUGAAUGGCUUCUUACUGGACUCUGCUUUUCAAAACACCAUCGGUGCCUUCUGAAACCAAGCUGCUAAAGCUUAAACUCUUAAAUACAAGGUAAAUGCAGUUUACUGAACCUGUUUGACUGUUGUGGAAUGGCACAUGGCAUACAGGCAACAAAAGAUCAUUCCCAAAGACAGGUUGUUUUUUAUAGUACAUCCAAAUUAGUCAGGUAUAGGUUUGACUGAAGUCCUAGGAGCUCUAGGACCUGUUGUGUGACCUGAAGGCUUCAUAAGCUGCCAGUGUUUUUGUGUCUGUGCCUCUGCUGGAGACGUACAGUUUUUAGGGAUGAAAUUUUAUUUCUGUUGACUAUGCUAGUUUCAUAUGACUGUAAGGCACUACCUCUGCAUGGCUUGACUUUCUUUUUAUUUUGGUGCUCAUGUUAAUAGCUUACAGCAGGGAAUGCCAGUGUUAUCCACUGGUGUGGCUACAGAUUUUCAUUCCAAUCAAUUAAAAGCAAACCUGAUUUUGUAUUAGGCCUGCUUCUGCUUAGCUGGAAUGAAACCAGGGCAGCACUGCAUCCCAGACACAUCCCAGAGGAGGCGGUUUCACUUUCGAGCCUAUAUUGUCGGCAAAGGACAGUGAAAUCAGGUAUAAAAGCCAAUGAAAACAAAACUGAACCAAAUAUAUAAUGGUAAAACUCUAUGAUCCAUACUUGUUAUAUGAAAUGCUAUUGAGACAUUUUCUGGUAGCUUUAUAGAUUUGAAUUGUCUGAAAAUGCCAAGGAUUAACAAACAUGCAGACAUUGUAUAAAUGACCAGUGCAUGCAAGCUGUAGCAGUCAUGCUGCUGCUUCACUCAUGCCACGCCGAGGUAGUACAUGUGAAAAAGGCCUAAGGUUGAGCUCCCUCACUCAGAGUAGCACUGGCGUAGUUCGUAGUUGCCCUUUCAUCCACGGAGAGGUCGAGCCAUUUGUGCCUGAUGCAUAAAACAGCCUGUCCUGGCUGUGUUUGUUGUUACGGACAGCUUCCUUUUCACUCUUAAAGGCUGCUGACCUUUGACUAAAUGCUCUUCGUGACCGUAUGUAGUUUUAGACAAUGAACUCCUGUCUUCCAUUUUUUCCAUAGUGCCUGAGAAUUCAUACAUGCAAAGUUCUCAAGACCAAAAAAGCUUAUUUAAUUUUGGUCAAGACUUUGCUUUGUGCCCUUUUCAUAGUUAGGCUACGUUGCAUUCUGUUGGCUCCUGUAGAGGGCACCAUCUGGGUGCUUUAUAAGCAGCUACUAUAAAUCAGAAUAAGCCAAAUAGCAUGUAAGGACUAUAAAAAUCAUAUUUCUUGCCAGAUUAUAAACUGGUUAGGUUGGCUAAGGAGGUUUAAGGUGUUGAAAGCACAUUAGGAUUUCAAGCAGAAUUUUUUUUUUUUUGGUAUCUUCCUGAACGCCAGUUGAAAGAGAUUUAGGAAACGUGGAACUGUUGUGCCUUAAAGCUUGACAUGGCAGUGUUUUGAACUCCUUUGGAUCAGAUGCACUUUUGUAAAAUGAAUGUUGUUGUAUUUACCAAAAUUUUUCAUAUUUUACCAAAUUUUUUCAUAAUGUGAAAUCUCUUUUAUUUAUAUCCUAGUGCGCAGCCAUCUUUUUAUAUACACAAAUAUUCAUGUAUAAAUAUAUAUAUUUUUAUAUAUGGACUCUAGACUAUUUGAAAUAGAUUGAUGUCUUUUGGAAUAUGAAAUAUGAGACGAGAUGUUAGAAACUAGAGCAAAAAAAAACAAAACAAAUGAAAUUGUGUAAGCAGCUGGUUUUGCAGAGAUUUACAGCAUUUUAGUGCAUUUUGGGAAGGAAAAUCGCACUCUGGCCAUUGAACCUGUCUCUGAACUGAGCAAAGCAGAAACCUGUUUGUGUGUGUAUGCAUGUUUGUGUGUCUGAGCAGUGAGAAGAAACAGAUCCUGAUUCUGUUAGUGGUUAAGUUCAAGGGUGCAAGUGAUUAUUUCUACAAUUCUUUUUAUUUAUUAACUAAUCAAAUCAUUAUGGCUUCUGCAUAUUUAUUGCAUCUCACAUCACGGCAUUGCUAUCAUAUAAAGUUCCUAUUAAUUGGGACUAAUGUCCCAACUAGACACUUGUAACAGAACCCAUUUUCAGCUUUGAUGUGCUUUUCAAUUCUGAGGUUAAGAUUUGGUGCAGUUAGCCUUAAAAAUGCAUGUUAACUUUAACCAAAGAUCACUGCUGCUAGAAUUUCUAAGCGGCUUCAGGAAAAAAAAGGCCCUUUAGUUUGAAUGUGAGUGCAUGCAUAGUGGAAGCCACAUCCCUUCACAGCCUAGUUUGCGCUGCUAGGACAAACCUAGGACACCUAUUCAACAGCAGUUUCCACAGAAGACAGUUAAUGAGCACGAUAGUACAAGAGUUUUACACCGUUAACUGUCGUAUAGCCUGGUUUAGAAUGUUGAGCAAGAGAGAAAUGAGAGAUUUUGUGAGUUUUAGAAAGUGAUGUACCUCUGUUUUGCAUGUAGAAUGAGUUUAGUCAAUAUAAGCAUGAGGGAUUUGGUAUAAUGUGUGAAAGUGCUGAAAGAUGAAGUGAAUUAGAGGUGCUGCUCAGGUAAUGGGGCAGUUAGAUGCCAGAGGGCGGAGUUCCACCCAGCUUGACGACUUUGUUUAGCUCAGGGUUUGAGUGACAGGUGCCCAACAUGCGGGCACACACACGCUCUGACCAGUGUCUGCUUUUGUUUUUCCUCUUCUGCCCCUCCUCCUUUUUCUUCUGUAAAAAGGAAAGACCUCCUCCAAACGUAUCUUUUAUGAAUUAAGCAAGUGAGAUACAAUAUGGCUGCUACAUGUUUUGGGCAGCUAAAUUUUUAAUAUUGAUAUCAAACUUACAGAUUCAGCCUUAAAGGAACGUCAGUUUUUUUUUGUUUGGGUUUUGUUUUGUUUUUCUACUAGUAUUUCUGUUUUGAAUUGUGAAAACCCUGGGGUAAGCAAAAGACUAUGAACCAUUAGGUUGAAUAUAUAUGAAUAUGUAUCUUGACGUGGGACUUGCAGUGCAAAGUCCAAUGUAUCAAAGUUAUUUACUUUUAAUAAAAUAACCGUAUGCCCA